UCUUUUUGAGAUCAGAUGUUGCAACUAUGGAAUAACUGAACGUGCGACGUCCUGCAUUAAGCUCUGUGAUGUCAGCUGUGGAGCUUCUUUGGUUCAGUUCCUCUUAUGUUUAUUGCACUUUCAGUGUAAAGUUUGUCCUCUGGAGGGAGACACUGACUGUCUCAAUCAUCAAAUCAGGAUGUUUGUUCUCAUCUGGGCGACUCUGCUUUUCUCUGUGAGAGACAACAAUGCUGUCACAGGUGAAUCGGUGGGGGAAAUAACAAGCUGUAACAGAGGAUUCUGUAUCACUCUCAGAGGAGGAGAAGUAACAGCAGAGGCUGGACUCUGUGUUGUGAUACCGUGUUCUUUCACCACUGGUCAUGGCUUUACACCUCAACAUAUGGUGUGGUACAAAUGUGAACCAUCUAAAUAUAGUUGUGGUGAUUCAGACAUGAUACUCCACACUAACAAGAACAACAAAAAAGUUCAGUCUGGGUUUAUGGGAAGAGUUUCACUGUUGGAGCCUGACGUGAGUCAGAAGAACUGCAGCAUCAUCAUCAAUGACCUCACUGAGUCAGACUCUGGAUCAUAUCGGCUCAGAGUUAAUGGUUUCCAGUAUGGGAAUAAUGUUGGAUAUACAUUCUAUCAAAGAGCAACUGUCUCUGUUAAAGGUCUGACCCAGAAGCCCACAGUGAUGGUUCCUCCUCUGACAGAGGGACAGCAGACCACACUGACCUGCACUGCUCCUGGUCUCUGCUCUGGAUCUGAUCCUAAAGUCACCUGGACGUGGAGAGGAGCAGGAAACAUCACUGCUUUCAUGACUGAGGAUCUGACUGCUGUCACAAAGAGACACAGCUCAACUUUGACCUUUAACCCUUCAGAUGAACACCACGGCUCCAACGUCACCUGUAAGGUCAGCUUCACAAACAACAUCAGUACAGAGGAGACAGUGACUCUGAAUGUGACCUAUGUGAAAGAAUUUAAAAUCACUGGGAAUACAAGUGUGAAGGAGGGUGAGACUCUGAAUCUCACCUGCAGUGUUGAAAGUUUCCCUCCAUCUCUCAUCACGUGGACAAAAUCUUCUGAGGAAAACUUUCUGAAUGGAUCAGAAACGAAUUGGGAGAACAACACCGCGAUCUUCAUGCAGAGAGAAAGUGGAAUGGGCACUUUUUCCAUCUCUAAUGUGACAACAGAGGAUUCAGGACUGUACAUCUGCAGAGCAAAGUAUCUGAAUAAAACCCUGGUGGAAAGGGUUGAUGUAACAGUCAUAUAUAUGAAGGAACCUGUUAUCACUGGAAAUACAACUGUUGAGAAGGGAGAUGCUCUGAAUCUAACCUGUAGCGUUGAAAGUUUUCCUCCAUCUCAUAUCAAAUGGACUGUAUUUGGCUCCAACGAGAAGCUGCACAGUGGACUUGACCCCGACCUGCAGAACGACACUGGAUCAGCCACACUUUUCAUCCCUAAUGUGACGGCAGAAUAUUCCGGACAGUACGUCUGUACAACACAACACCUGGACAAGACUGUGACUACAUAUGCUGAUGUAACCGUUACUUGGUUUUCAAAGAUCUUAAAAAACUCUGGGUGUGUGGUUCAGUCGGAGGUCCUGACCUGUGUGUGCAUCAGUGAGGGGUUUCCAUUACCCACCAUCAAAUGGCCGCUGUUGGAGAACCACACUGAGUACUCUGUCAUCACCACUGUGUCAAACCACACAGUCAACAGCACCGCCACUCUAACUGUAAAAGACCACAGCAACACUUCUGUUAAUUGUGUCAGCAGCAAUGGAAAUGGGGAAGCUAAAGAAAACCUCAUCAUUCACAUACAAAUGUCAGAACAAGAUGAUGAGUCCAAAGAUCUAGUUUCAUGGUUGGAAGUCAUCAUUGCCUUUUCGAUUGGUGCAAUUCUUUCAGCAGUCAUUUUCUGUUUGAUCACAAAAUGCCACAGAAAAAAUCAGAAGAUCUCCAGAAAGCUGGAUGGAACUGUGGAGAUGGUGACCAGUCUAGAGGAUCCACUGAUAGAUGCUGGUCAAACAGUCGAGGAUGAUCAGACCUACUACCAAGAGUUAGCCGAAGGAGAAGAAGGAGCUGCGGCGGCAGAGCAAGCAGCCCCUGAUCUCAAUGGUGGACCUACAGAUGUGGAGUACGCCAGCAUUGAUUUCUCCCUGUUGAAAAGAAAGAAUCCCAGAGAGGCAGCAAAGAAGAAAGAGACCACAGAGACAGAGUACGCUGAAAUCAAGAAAGAAGUAAAAGAGGAAACAGAAAACAAUGGCGGAGAGGAAGGUUGUGUCUUGGAGGGGGUGAUGAUCAUGGAGGACGAAGAGACUAAGCAUUGUGUCCCUGCAGAGGACGACGGGGAGGACGCUGAAGUGUACUCUAACGUGAAGGAUAUAAUGUCUGAGAUUUAAGGACUGUUGCAUUGUAGAGUUGCUUGAGGAUAAAGUUGCUUCGCUGUAGUCAGUUGUGAUGGAUUGAUGUAAUGGACUGAUGAUGGAUUGUUAUUUCAGUGAGUUAAUGGCGGUCAUGUGAACAGUUUCUAACAGCUAUGGUCUUUAAAUGCCACAUUCAGCCUGUGGUAAACUGAAGUGACAGAAACUCUUCGGCUGUGCAAAUCCAUUCAUUCAACUGAGGGUGGACUGGAAGUUGGACAGAGUUUCCUUAUUCAAGUGUUAUUGUUUACUCCGCCAUUACUCCAGUGGCGUAUAAAGGGACAACCACCUCCAUCCUCUCUGCUUCAGAGAGCUGAAGUGUACCUACGUUAGAUACAUAUUGUUUAACCAGGAUAAGCAUGUGCCUUCAGAGUCUCUCUGGUCAGCCCAAAGCUCUUCUGAAUGGCCCACAUUUCUCUGCCUGGGGGGGAUGAGGUGUCUCUUAUCAGCGUGGUUCAAAGGAUGACAACAUCGGUCUGUCUGAUGAUCUGUUUGUCCCACCACUUUGGGCCAGACUGAAAUAUCUCAAUAACUAUUGGAUGGAUUCCCAUUUAAUGUUAUUCAUGUUCCCCAGGGGAUGAACCCCAAUGACUUUGUUCACUCUGUGACUUUUCCUCUUGCUCCACCAUCAGGUUGGACUGUGUUUUUUAAGUAACUGUCGAGACAGCUAUUGGAUGGAUUGUCAUGAAAUCUGGUAGAGACAUAACAUUUUAUUAACUUUUGUUGUAUUUGAACUUUUUUUUUAAUCUAGUGAAAUCAUCUUGUGAAAAUUUCCCUUUAUGUUCCAACGUUAUAGUUCCUCUGAUACGAAAUGUUCUCUUUUUUUUUUGCUGAUUUGUAGUGGAGGGUAGUGACACAGAGCAAAUGUCAUACUUAAAAGAAGAACUUUUGUAGAUAACAAGUGGAGCUGUCUAACUCAGACUGCUUUAUAUAGCUUCAGCUGAACUUAAUGAUGCAUGUUGUCACAGAAUGAGGACUGUAGAUGUUGUCUCCAUCUAUCACAGUGGAAUUGACUUUAGUUGGGCUGUCUUUAGGGCCAGUAUGGACAUAUGCAUGUUAGCAUUGUUUCGAGACAGGUUUGAAAAAAAGUUACACUCUCCUUUAAACUGCAUUCAUUUUUAUAUAAAAUAUAUUGUCAAACUACAAAUUGUACAUUAGUUUGUCAAUUUUAAUUAAAAAAACAGAUUGAUCUGU
Anoplopoma fimbria (sablefish) is the source of this 3595-nucleotide messenger RNA. RefSeq names its product sialic acid-binding Ig-like lectin 10. The transcript has 9 exons. The record is from RefSeq and is a predicted model, not a curated record. Lineage: Eukaryota; Metazoa; Chordata; Actinopteri; Perciformes; Anoplopomatidae. Bases 179 to 2380 code for a protein of 733 amino acids.